AUGGAUGUGACGGAUGACAAUUUUGCGCAGUUAUUACCUCAGAUUUUGAAUACCGUCCAGAACGCAUCUUUUGUUGCGUUUGAUUUGGAAUUCCUCGGUUUUCACGGUGAUGACGACGCAAAUCGUCCAUCCUUAUUCGACAGUCCUGUUGAACGUUACAGGAAACAAAGACUAUCUGUGCUAAAAUUUCCACCAGUUCAAUGGGGUUUAGCAUUGUUCACAGCAGUUGACGAUGGAAGACAGUAUGCGAUUAUUAUUUAUAAAGUGGACGUUUACAACAUAUAUUUGUUCAAACGAACAAUAAAUCGUCGUGUGUAUUCGUUUUCAAUUCCAUCGAUCGCUUUUCUUGGGGAGCAUGAUUUUGACUUCAAUAAAGCAAUAAAUAAGGGUGUAACAUACGCAAAUUUGGAUGAAGUUGCUGUAAUACGUUCACAUCUCGAGGAAGGUCUUUUGGAUUAUGAAAUAUUUGGUGAACGUUUCAAUAGUCAUUUGAUCUCAGUACAGUGUUAUUUAUCCAAUAUGUUGGAAAGACUAAGAAAAGCUUCAUCACCUCCAACAACACCACCCGCUUCACGGGCGGAUGGAUUUGCGCCGUUCGUCGUUGAUUUAGAAGAUGCAAUGUUUGAUCCGUAUGCAUGUCGUAGUGAAACGCAACCGUUAAAUUAUCGUAAAUUUCGUGCCACACGUCUUCAGUCUCAUGCACGUUUAUUCUCCUUACAUUCCAACACACACCACGUUAAGCUGAAAAUGGAUGGACAUAAACUUCAUGUGCAACAGGCAAAAUCCAGUGAACGGAGAGUUAGAAACGAACGAACCAAACUGUUGAAUAAAACGAUUAACGAAAUUGCUGGUGCAUCCCAAAUUCUCUACGCAAUCAUCGAAGCAAGAUUGCCACUGGUCGGCCACAAUUGUCUAUUCGAUUUGCUUUAUCUGUAUCAAUAUUUCUUCGCUGAUUUACCAGAAGAUUAUGGCAAAUGGAAAAAAGCAUUGAAUUCAAUCUUUCCCGUUAUUGUCGAUACACGUAUUCUCGCUGAAGAAAAUCGACGACGGCUCUCGUGGCACGGAAUAAUGAAUUAUUCGUUGGCGACAUUGGGUGCAUACUUUAAACAUCCGGUCAGCGGUGAUAAUUUGCCCUACCGAUUUCCGGAUUUCUCUUUGGCCAAUGCAGCAUUACUCAAAUAUGCAGUACAUAUUGUGCAUGUUUUAAUAUCGUUGCAGACCGAGAUCGAGAAUAUUUCCAUAAUGCAGCAUACGAUGCCAAAACAACUGGUGAGACUUUCGUGCGAUUGGCUUAUCUUACCUUGUGCAAUACGUUGGGUAUGUGUGGGCGAUAAGCCAAAAGCAAUAAAAGGCUGUCGCCCAUUCCGUGUCCUCCUCUAUGUUGUGAGACCGUUCGCAAAUCGUAUUCCAGUAUCUCUGAUGGGCGUUCCUUUCCUUAACUUGGUGGGCGAUGAUCCGCCAUCAACUCGGCCUAAAGCUAUAAUGCUUGAAGGUAUUGGAGUUAGCCGUCGAUGUUUUUAUCCGUUUUCAUAUCCAAGACUGUCAUUAAUAAAUAUAGCGGCAUUAAAACGAGAAGUGAAUCUCUUGUUUGGAAAUUGGAGAUGUGAUCUACAAGCGAUUGAUGGAGGCACAAGAGUGUUAUUGGCAACGAAUACUGAUCACACGUUAGUGCCACUGGGUGUUUGUUCAUGUGCAGUAUUAUUGGCUCAUUGCGUUAUUCGAUAUAUGGUUGUUGUACGUUAG
Messenger RNA from Anisakis simplex (herring worm), 1743 nucleotides. The record is from the annotation of a GenBank genome assembly. NCBI's taxonomy places the organism in Eukaryota, Metazoa, Nematoda, Chromadorea, Rhabditida, Anisakidae.